AUGGAUCGCGACCGAGGUCGAAGGUUUGAUGAUGGGGAAGUCGUUAGAUACGGCGCUGGAGAGUCAUGGAGGCCCACUCCUCGAGACCGGUCGCCUAGGCGGGUCAGAAGUCCGGUUAGAGAGCGAGCAAGGACCCCUCGACCUAGAAGUCCACGUCCCCGGAGUCCAAUUCCUUCUGGAUCCGAUAGCUAUGUGCCUGGCAGAUAUCCACCACGUCGUAGGUCGAGAAGUGGAGGAGACCGAUACCGGCGAGAGCGAUCAAGAGAACGCGAGAGUCCGCGCCGGCGGGAGCGUAGUAGGUCUAUGCGGCGGCCGUCUCCUCGACGUAGCUUGUCCCGGAGAAUUUCUCCCCCUCGUGGAGCGGAUAGAUAUGAAAGGCCUCGGUCCCCUGCCCCUGGCAGAGAUUGGGAACGCGAUCGUGGGAGGAUCAGAGAUCGAGAAUGGGACCGUGACAGAGUACGUGAUAGGGGACGUGACUUCGAGCGGCGUGACGAAAGGUGGCGAUCUAGGUCUCCAUUUAGUGUGAUUCGCCGCGACAGAACUCCUCCUGUGCGGUCCCCCGUGACAGGUCCUCGUGGUGGUUCAUAUAGGCCACGUUCGCGUUCCAUUAGUCGACGCGGAAAUGACCGAUGGCAGUCAUACAGGCGCGUCACCCCCCCGAGAGAAUCUGGAAUCUCAUCUGCGAUCACUUCUCAGUCAGCUUCUGGAAGAUCCUCACCACGACCGAGUUCCGUAAGAGCUCGUUCACCACUUCAGUCUCGAGAAGAGUCUCCCCAUCAUCAUGCCAUGGCCCCAACAAGGGAGACACCAAGACCUGGACUUUACGAUACAAACACAUCAGCCCCCACUCGAUCACCUCCACGAGGCCCUGCAGCGCUGAGAGCACCUCCAACCGGCCCGGCAGCAAACAGAAAUCCCGCAGGGCCAGUAUCUUCACCAGCCCUGCCUCCUCCCGCUCGGACCCAGACACCUACGGCCCCUCCUCUACGUUCAGGGACCACAAGCCCAACAGUCCCCCCAGCUGGCCCACGAGGUUAUGUGCCUCCAGCUAGAGGUGGGUUUGCCCCCCGAGGAGGUAGAGGUGGUUGGAAUCAAGCACCAGCAAGACACAUUUCAGGACCUUCACCGACUCCUUCAACCCCCAAUGGACCUUCAGCUAUUCCCACUGGCCCACGUGCGACUCCGUCAAAUACAUCGUCAGCCACAACAACGACGCAAUCUCGGCCGUUCAAUCCUCCGACUGGGCCAUCAGCCCAACAUGCUGGUAGCGCACGGCAGACUUUGGCGCAAUCCAUGCUCGCGACCCUACCCCCCAUCAUCCCCGGCGGCAAGUUGGAUCCUUCCAUGACGCCUCUCGCUCUUGGCGUAACUCGAGAACUUGAGCCACAUUAUCGCAAGCUGAAGGACGAGGAGGAAAAGUUGAGAGAUGAAUUGCACGCGAAGCAAGAGCGGCUACGAAAAAGUCUGUACACGUGGAAUAGACUCGAACGUGACUCGCGAGCGUGGGAGAUGCGAAGUGACCUGAGCGAGAAGAGCAUGAAGAACCUAGCUGGUGAAGGUAUGGGUGGUGCCGCAUUUUAA
This is a messenger RNA of Fusarium proliferatum ET1, 1581 nucleotides long. RefSeq lists its product as uncharacterized. NCBI's taxonomy places the organism in Eukaryota, Fungi, Ascomycota, Sordariomycetes, Hypocreales, Nectriaceae. The transcript has 3 exons. The coding region runs from base 1 to 1581 and encodes 526 amino acids. The record is from RefSeq and is a predicted model, not a curated record.